GCGGCGAUCAUUGCCAACCAGUUGCUGCUUUCUAUUCUCGUCACGGGCUCCAUGUGUCUUCCGGCCCACAGCCACGCCUCAUAUACCCAACCAUGAGCCAACCACCCACUCCGUCGAGGGAUGCAGACCGCACUGCGAAUGAGCAAUGUCUUUCUAGCCGUGGAUCUGAAGGAGCAACGCUGGUGACGGGGAUACGGGAGGCGUGCACUAAUAUCAUUGUACACAGAAGGCAGGCUCAGCAACUAAGCAUGGACGUCAGCACUCUUUUCUCCAUGCUCAAGGACAAUGUUGGAUUGGUAACUCCUGCGGAGUUUGCUGAAAUGCUAGACGAGAUUCUCAAGGUUCUCACUUCAGUCUAUCCUCGUGCUCGAGAAUUGUCCCAAUAUGGUCUCUUACAGGCGCUCUGGCGAAGCGGACAAGUUGGAUACGGCUUGGAGCAAUGUAAUGAGGAGGUUGGUGCCGCUUUGGACAAAUGGGAAGUAGCAGUUGCAAUCUCCCUUAACAAUCUGCGAAAUCCAUUGGUUCGCAUCGCACGACAAGAUGCAGAGGAAUGGUGGCAGUAUAUAGCGGAACACCGAGCUGAACUAUUCAAGUUCACCAAGCAAUUCCUUCGAUCCCGGCAACUCAUGCAACAGGCUGCAGAGCUGCAUAAACGAGGUCAUCCGGCGGCAGAGCGGAUGAUGGAGCUGAGUCAGUUGCUCCUACGACUGCCCAUUCAGUCUGCGGAUUCCACGAAAACCGUGAACGAGAGCUUAUCGAAGGAAGAGCACGACGGAUGUCGGGAAAGGCUAGUGGAUUUUCAACGUCUUACUGGCAUGCCUCCAACUAUCAAGAUCCUGAACGGCCAAGUGAAGAAACUCGGCGAUAGGCCUCUGGUGUGGGGUAACUACAGCGAGCUGUGGAGUGGCGUCUGGCUUGGAAAGAUUCAGAUCGUCUUACGAGUGCAAGACAUCGUCGUAUCCCAACCAGCCGUUGCCCGAUUUGAAGAAGAAGCCAGAAAGUGGGCGAAGCUGAAAAAUCCCAAUGUUCUCCCUUUCUUUGGGAUAGUGACGGAUUUAGGUCCCAUAAUACACACUGCGACUCCUUGGUGCGAAUACGGAAACAUCCUAGAAUUUAUGAAGAACAAUCCUGCUUAUGCUAGAACACGACUUCUCUUAGGCGCUGCACAAGGCCUACGAUACCUUCAUCAGGAAAACGUUGUUCAUGGCAACGUGAAAUGCACAAAUUUCCUCAUCAAUGAGAAGGGCAAUGCACGCAUCGCCGACUACAGCAUGAUCCAAGUCGUCGCAGAAAUCACCAAGAAGCGGGCUGCUCGCAUUCUGGAUGAAGCAGAAUUGACACGCUGGUUAGCGCCUGAAUUGGUGUGCGAUGCUAGUCUGCCUGCGGCGACCGCUGCUUGUGACGUUUGGUCGUUCGGGAUGGCAAUGCUCGAGUGUUAUACGUCGUGCCCUCCAUAUGAGGAACUCUCAAACAACAUGCUCGUCGCUGAUGCCCAUUACCGUGGUCAAUACCCCACAAGACCGAAGGAUACUACAGAAUUAACAGAUGAUAUAUGGGAGAUUCUAAUCAGCUGCUGGCGCAAAAGACCCGGAGAACGUCUGUCGAUGGAUGAGGUAGUCUCUCGAAUGCGACGGUGCAUCUAAUCAUCUUAUUACAUGCGAUGAUACAGUGAGACUUCGCUAACUGUCACUGUCAUACACCUCAGAACACUACCUAAUGUAUGCCCACCUUUCAAGCCUCUGCACAGAGCAUAGAUACGUACUACAUUGGCUUGCAUGAACUCAUACAUCGAUACCUUUUUCGCGAAAACACCUGCCAUACUAGGAGCAAUAGUCUGACAUUAGUGACCCCGAGAACACGGGCAUGCCGUCAAUAUAGGCGUCGGAUACCCUAUGAUAGCGACGUUCCUUCCGCAUCAGCAUUUGCAGGGGUUGCUAACUUGACUAAACCAUCGUGUUGUGCCUCGCAUUUCAAAGCCUUC
This is a messenger RNA of Laetiporus sulphureus 93-53, 1981 nucleotides long. RefSeq names its product kinase-like protein. Bases 93 to 1643 code for a protein of 516 amino acids. The transcript has 14 exons. Gene Ontology annotation, biological process: protein phosphorylation. Gene Ontology annotation, molecular function: ATP binding; protein tyrosine kinase activity. The record is from RefSeq and is a predicted model, not a curated record. Lineage: Eukaryota; Fungi; Basidiomycota; Agaricomycetes; Polyporales; Laetiporaceae.